Puccinia graminis f. sp. tritici CRL 75-36-700-3 is the source of this 579-nucleotide messenger RNA. RefSeq lists its product as uncharacterized. NCBI's taxonomy places the organism in Eukaryota, Fungi, Basidiomycota, Pucciniomycetes, Pucciniales, Pucciniaceae. The coding region runs from base 1 to 579 and encodes 192 amino acids. The record is from RefSeq and is a predicted model, not a curated record. The transcript has 3 exons.
AUGUCAUCCAAGAUCUCGUCUGCAGCAUCCGAAUUAAUACUCUUGAUCUCAGCUGCUGCUGCUGCCGCUACGAUACUCAUCUUGGAUUACUAUUAUUCCGAUGGCUCUCCUUAUUAUGGCGACGGUGGACAGGCAACAUACGUACGAUUCCUAUUGAAUGUAGCCCGGCCAGAACUCUUCCGCGAGAUCACUGGAAUCGAACGAACCACCUUUGAUCGGCUAGUUCUGGAAUUUGAAGAAGCAGCGCUCCUCGGAGAUGGACGAUCUGUGACCGUCAAAGAACAGGUCCUCAUGUUUCUUGAUAUUACUCGCUACAACAACUCCAUGCGUCAAACCGCAGUGAAGUUCCGACGUGGAUUAUAUACAGUCAAUCGAUACUUUGAAGAGGUGCUCGAGGCCCUUGUCAUGUUAUACCCGCGAUACGUCAAGUUUGACUCAACAACGACAGCCCUCCACGACUGCAUCAAGCGUAAUCCUAAAAUGGCGGCUUUCAAAAACUGUCUCGGGGCUAUCGAUGCCGAAGAAAAAACCGGCAACAUCUUUCCGCUUGAAGCCGAAGCUUUCUGCUGGGCUGGGUGA